ACGAGCGUCGAUUGUUUUGCUUGAGUGGUGGAGGCUAGAACUCGGUUGAAGAUGUGGAGUUUACGUGGAGCAUUCAGUGUCCGUCCAAAAAUUAAUUUCAAGGCUUUUUCGAGGUUCGCUGCUCGGGAAGUGUCGUCUAGGCCCGCUCCCUGUGUGGGGAGUAAUGUUGAGGUUCCUGAAGGAGUGAUGGACUCGACGUACUUGAAAAAUGACAUGAAAUUGGUAUGUGAGUACAAAGCAGACUCCUGUUUCACUGCUGUGGGGUGUUUUCUUCCGGCUGGGGCGAUUCAUGAAUAUCCGAAGGAGAGAGGGGCUGCUUUAUUCAUGGAGCAUUUGCUGUUUCGAAGAACAAGAUGUAAAAACCCCGAAGAUAUUGAAGAAGAUCUGGGGAAACUAGGAGCUAAGCUAUCAGCAACUGCCACGAGGGAUAUUUUCCUCUUCUAUGGGACAGUCCCUUCAUGGGACUUUGAGCGAUUGAUGGGGCUGUUGGCGGAAAUAAUUCUGGACGGAAUCAUAUGCGAAGAGGAUGUUGAGAGGGAGAAGGGAGUUAUCCUCAGGCGUUUGCAGGAGAUGGAGGGGAAUUUCGAGGGAAUGACGAUGGAUUAUCUUCCAACUGUUGCGUAUCAGGGGACGAACCUGGGGAGGAGUAUUUACCCGGACACGUGUGUCAUCGAAAAUAUGACAGCAGACACAAUCAACUCCUUCAGAAACCGUCUCUUCAGGCCCCACAACAUGACGAUGAUCAGCACUGGUGGCACAUCCUUCGAGGACCUCCAAUGCAUCACUGAGAGAUACUUUGAGACUGAAGAGCCUGACCCCUGCAAGCCGCCUAAACAAAUCGACCAGGAGGUGUACCCAGCAUCCCUAUCCUUCCGAUACACAGGCUCCGAGAUGAGGUACAGGGAUGACGACCAGGAGUUGGGGUACGUAGCAAUGGCUGUGGAAGGGCCAGGACAUGGGGACUGCGAUGAUCACUGCGCCAUGACUGUUGCCAAGGACUUCGUGGGACAGUGGAGUCUCGCUGAUGGAGGCUACAAAAAUAAUGCUCCAUACCUGGCACAAUGUGCCUUCGGCACAGACAUGUGUCACCUCUACAAAUCCUUCAAUAUCGGAUGGCAUUGCACCGGACUGUGGGGAUGUUACUUCGUGUGCGAGAGAAUGCAAUUGGAGGACAUGACCUUCAUGGUCCAGAAGGAGUGGAUGCGCCUGUGCACCUCCAUAACAAGUAAAGAAGUAGCCAGAGCAGUGAAUCAAUGUAAAAUGCGGGAAUUGAUGAGUGUGAAAACCCCAGAAGACAGAUUCCUCGACAUUGCGAUGUGCAUUUACCAUCGAGGGGCUUAUCAAACGUUCAACGAGAGACUUUUACGUUUCGAUGGAGUGUCUGCAGACGUAUUGAGACGAGCAGCUGACAAAUACAUCUACGAUCAGUGCCCAGUGGUCGUGGCACUUGGGAGGAUCGAGAAUCUUCCUGAUUACAAUUUCAUCAGGUCUUACAUGUACCAACUGAGACGUUAAACAGAAAAAAAAAUAAGUUUGGUGAAUAAUAAAGAUCAUCGACUUUUUCUAGGGUUUAAGACACUUCGCCAUUAAAAAUAAAAUAAAAAAUCCCAAUCAC
Molecule: messenger RNA, 1615 nt
Organism: Diachasma alloeum
Lineage: Eukaryota; Metazoa; Arthropoda; Insecta; Hymenoptera; Braconidae
Product: mitochondrial-processing peptidase subunit beta
Exons: 6
Coding region: 52-1515 (487 amino acids)
Cellular component (GO): mitochondrion
Molecular function (GO): metal ion binding; metalloendopeptidase activity
Source: RefSeq, a predicted model, not a curated record